This is a messenger RNA of Oncorhynchus masou masou (cherry salmon), 3395 nucleotides long. RefSeq lists its product as uncharacterized. Gene Ontology annotation, cellular component: mitochondrial outer membrane. The transcript has 12 exons. Lineage: Eukaryota; Metazoa; Chordata; Actinopteri; Salmoniformes; Salmonidae. Bases 4 to 1380 code for a protein of 458 amino acids. Gene Ontology annotation, biological process: mitochondrion localization; mitochondrial fusion. The record is from RefSeq and is a predicted model, not a curated record. Gene Ontology annotation, molecular function: GTPase activity.
AAGAUGGUGGAAGGGAGUUCUAUAACUGUCAUGUCGGGCGGUAGAAAGCCCCGUUCUGUGGCAAACCCUCUGGAAUCCGCGAUCACCACACCCAGUGAACGAAUCUUGAGAGAAUGCCACAAUUUAUAUAUCGACAGCGAAAACGGGCUGGUGAAGAUAGCAAGCCGACUGGGUCUCCGGCUCCUUCCUCCACGGAAGAAGAUCAUUGUGAUGAUAAUGGGGAACCACUCUGCGGGAAAAAGCUCAUUUAUUAAUUGGUAUGUGGAAGAACAUAUACAGAAAACAGGCGUUGCCAUAGAAACGCAGGGAUUCACGUUUAUAACAAGUGGUCGGAAAAGAGAAUCGCUGACGGGAAAUGCCACGCUCCAUCUCUACCCCCAUUUCCGACCACUCCUGGAGUUUAAAGGUGUUACGGACUAUCUGUCGGCUGAGAUCUCCACCUCCAAGCAGAAGAAGUUUAGUCUGGUGACGUUCGUGGACACACCGGGCCUGGUGGAUGGGGACAUGAUCUAUCCCUUUGAUGUCAACCGCGCGAUCACCUCGUUUGGGGAGCAGGCGGACCUGGUCUUUGUGUUCUUCGACCCUAUGGGCCAGGCGCUGUGCAAGCGCACGCUCAACAUUGUGGAGAAGCUGAGCGAUAAGGUUGCGGACAAGCUGCGCUUCUACCUCAGCAAGGCAGAUGAAGCCGGGAGGGAGACGGACAGACAGCGUGUCAUGAUGCAGAUAGUUCAGGAACUGUGUCGCCGACCGGGGCUGAACAAGUGUGGCUUUGAGAUGCCCACCAUAUACAUCCCUAACCCCCAGAAGCCGAGCCGGUGUGUGAACCAGAUCGACGGAGUGUGUCAGACGAUAGAGAAGACCAUCAACCAGGCCGUCCAGAAGACACUGGACCAGCUGGAGAAGGACUGUGACCUCAUCUCCUCCACAAUCGACAGCAAAUUGUCCCAGGACAGGGCGGAUGUGAGUUUCAACAGCAGUGUCCGUCUGCACUCCUUCCUGUGUGGGGCACUGGGCAUCCUACUGCCGUGCCUUUUCCUCCUCAGCUUCGUCGUCAACACCCUGACUCCAGAGGAGCUGCAGGAGCUGCUGGGAGAUGGGCUGGCCAAAGCCCUUGGGCUCUCCAUGGGUGUCGUUGUCUUUCUGUGGACCUGGAUACCAGAGGAUUUCCAGAUAUUGUUUUUGAUCAUAUUUGGUGUUCUCUGCUACUUUUUCUUUUGUCUUGCCAAGUAUUUUGCCCGCCAAGGGAAUAGGACUCUUACCAAGAAGGAGAAGAGAAGCCUCACAGAGUACAGCGAUUACGUCCAGGAUGUCGUCAAAGCCAAGAAGGGAAAACUAUACGAGGAGUAUCUCGCGCAGUGUGCUGCUGAAUAUGACUUCUGAUAAGGGGCGGGCGGAUCCAUCGGGAAUCUACAUGCCGGACUUUCUCGUCGAUUAAUUGUUUUGUAGGACGUCUUCGUAAGUCUUUUCCUAAUCACACCAAUCAAGGGCUCACAUGCCUAGAAUUGCACAAUUUGGGAAGCUUUCUGGUACAUUUAUAUGCCACUGGGCGAAGGGAGAAGUAUUUCUUUCUGUAAUAAAACUAGUUCUGAUUGGUUGGGCCUGGCUCCACAGUGUGUGGGCCUAUGCCCUCCCAGGCCCACCCAUGGCAGUGCCCAUGCCCAGUCCUGUGAAAUCUGUAGAUUAUGGCCUAAUUUAUUUAUUUCUAUUGACUGAUGUCCUUAUACCAACUGUAACUGAGUCAAAUCUUUGAAAUUGUUGCAUUUUGCUUUCAUAUUUUUGUUCAGUGUAUAACUCAAUUUGUGAGAUACAGUAUAUAACUGUGAGAGAAAUAUAAAGUGCCUUUUCUAUUUGGAAAACUGUGAUUUAAGAAGUAUCUCAAUCUGAAAUUUCUCGUGACUUUUUCAGGAUGUGUAUGUAUUUACAUCUGAAAGCAUGUAUGGGACUGUUUACUUGUUUAUAGGCUACCUUUCUUAAAUGACUCUCUAAGCUAAAAAGCAAACAAUUUGCUGGCAAGGUGUUUCUUGAUGUCUUUUUGAAACAUCUUAGAUUCUAAUGUUUGAACGUGCUUGGGGGAUCCUUUGACAUUUUGUAAUGAAUAUGUUGUAUUACAAACUACAGUAUCAAUAGAAGUGUCUGUAUUCUGGACAAGAAAUCAAAAAUCUCCGUAAUGCUGAUUUACAUUAACGUGUGUCCCGACUAUGGCAAUGCAAAGCUAGAGAUGAUCAUGACGUGAGAACACUGUGUGUGUGGCAGGGAAUGCUAUUUUAUGGCAAUAUAUGGAGACACACCAACUCUAUUUUAAAAGGCCAGACUUUUUUUACCAGACUGCUUCAACAUGGAUAGCAAAUUAAAUAGAACAGUCAGUUCGGUCAGUGCUUUCUCCUGCCUCCUAUUUCCUUUCAUGAGAAAGAUUCCCAAUACAGAAUGUAGAAUGGUUCACACAGCACAGUAUAGUAGAAGUGAAAAGUGUGAGAAGUAUUUUUAAGCAAUAAGGCCUAAGGUGUGACAUAUUGCCUAUAUAGCAGGGCUAAGGGCUGUUCUUAAGCACGACGCAACUUGGAGUGCCUGGACACAGCCCUUAGCUGUGGUAUAUUGGCCCUAUAUCACAACCCCCUCCCCCAGGUGCAUUAUUGCUAUUAUAAACUGAUUACGAAUGUAAUUAGAGCAGCACGAAUAAAUGUUUUGUCAUACCCGUGGUAUACAGACUGAUAUACCACAGCUGUCAGCCAAUCAGCAUUCAGGGCUCGGCCCACCCAGUUUAUAAUCCUGCUUGUGAAGUGAAGCCCUGACUAAGCACUGAUGUGUAUUUCACCUUCUGAAUGUCUCAUGUUGUUUGGUAGUACAUGGUUAUAAUACUCAUUAUAUGGAUUAGUAUGCCGUUUGUCUUACUGCUAGUCUUUGGAUCAGUGAAACGUAAAAUAACUUACCAUUUAAUGCCUUCAAUGAAUACAGUAUAUAGAAUAUAUAUAUAUAUUUAUUGGCCUCAUAAGGUGCCUGUUUUGGGGUCAUUUAUACUUGUACAAUGAAGAAUACCUCCACUGUGUGCUGUUUGCAAUAAUGUUUCAAACUGUAAACACAAAGUUUGGGUAUGUCUUCGAUGUAGCUUUAGGGAAUAAUCACAACUGAAGUUCUUGUGAAAUGGUGCUGGUUCCACAUGUAUUAGAGUUCUUGUUUCCGAUGUUAUUUAUUUUUCAAUAUAAUACACUUAAAUUAUGUAAAUGUAUCCUGUUUUUUGCUUUUUGCUUGUAUAACUUCUAGAAUGUUUUUCUUCAACCGUCUGAUAAAGCUAGUUUACGUGUUGCAUUUCCUCAAAGGAGGAGGUCUCUUAUACAUUAAGCUACACUCUGUAACAACAAUGUAAUAUAAGGUAAUUAAAUGUUUUCUGAUUAAUCCUG